AUGACAUAAAUUCAUGAAUCAGUUUCCGUGUUGAAACUUAGCCUUUAGCAUUCAGAGCCUUAAAGAAGGCAACCACGAUCAUUUGGAUCAUCCACAGUUCAAAAGAAGUUCCAACUUGGUUUAAAGGUGGAUUUAUCAGAGGAUCAGUUAAAAUUCUCUGAGUAAAACUGUUAACAGCAGUUGUAUCACUAACACAAACUCUCACCACAAGACUAAUUCCUCGAUUAAGGCUCAUUCGGAGUAGCAAUGAUGCGAGGAAACAUGAGGAAAACUCAAGAAGAUAGAUUUGUUGCAAAGAAUGGAAUAUUUGGAUAGCAAGAAAAUGGCUUAUUUGCAAUUUUUGACGGUCAUCUAGGCCCAUAAGCCUCAGAAUUUUGCUCCAGCAACUUGGAAAAAACACUUGCUAAAUUUGAGAGUCAGAUGAAUCAAGCAGGUCCUUGCCUCAAGCACACUGAUCAAAAUAGCUACUCAGAUGGAACCACUGCUUUAAUGGCACUUAUCAGACAAAGACACAUAACAAUUGCUCAUCUAGGUGAUUCCUCUGCUUUUUUAAUCAGGAAUAAUUAAGUUAUGGAGUUAACUAGUGAACACACCCCGAGUAGAAUAGAUGAGUAUUUGAGAAUUAUACAGUCUGGUGGAAAGAUUGUUUCUCUCGGACAAUCUGUAAGAGUCGAAGGCGUUUUAGAAGUGACUCGUAGCAUUGGGGACAAGGACCUCAAAAACUGUUUAAUAGCUGAACCCGAAAUUCAUACUAUUGACCUAACUCAUCAAGAUCAAUACAUGAUUCUCGCCUCCGAUGGUAUCUUCAAGACUUUUACUAAGGAAUAAGUUAUCUCAGAAAUAAUGAUUAAAAUCAAUGAAGGGCAUGGACUAGGUUAGAUUGCUGAACUUGUAUCUAGACAGGCUCAUUAAUUAUCUUGCCCUGAUAACACAACUUUACUCAUUGUGGAUCUGAAACAUUAUUUCUAAGUUUAGUAACAAAGUCUAUUAAAUCAAAGUUCACAGAUCCCUCAAUCAAUCGAUUGUAUGGAUUAUGAUCAAUUUGAAAACCUGAAGACUUUGGGAAAAGUUCAGUAAAAUGAGUAAAUUAUUCAAACCAACGAUUCAAUCUUUGAGACUGAGGAUUCUAGUACCGACAACUCAGACAUGUAGGAACAGAUUCCAUUUGCAAAAAUGUUUUAUGGAAACAGUGAAAAGGAGUCAGUAGGAAUAUUCUCUGAAUUGAGAAACCCAUUCAAGAAUGGUUUAAAUUUCAACUUGUCUGGCCAAAAUGAAGCUUAAGAAUAUUAACAGAAGCAAUAGGCUCACUGUGAUCUUUUUAAGAUAACAGACUGGAGUCUGCAUCAAAUGAAGGAUUUCUGA
Stylonychia lemnae is the source of this 1362-nucleotide messenger RNA. Lineage: Eukaryota; Ciliophora; Spirotrichea; Sporadotrichida; Oxytrichidae. The record is from the annotation of a GenBank genome assembly.